AGGCUUUCUUCCUUGAAUGACUGCCACAGUACAAUGCGGGGCUUCGGGCUGCUCCUCUUUUGGGGCUUCAGCGGCAUACAUGGAUGGGUGAUGUCCACACUCCCCACACCGGGACAAAGUCUUAAUGGUGUGAAUGAGUGUUAUGACACUACCACGUGUCCAGCUUAUGCCACCUGUACUGACACCACAGAGAGUUAUUACUGCACCUGCAAACGAGGCUUCCUUUCCAGCAAUGGACAAACAAACUUUCAGGGCCCAGGAGUGGAAUGUCAAGAUAUUAAUGAAUGUCUUCAAAGUGACUCACCUUGUGGUCCUAACUCAGUCUGCACCAAUAUCUUGGGGAGAGCCAGGUGCAGCUGUGUUAGUGGCUUCUCUCCUCCCACUGGGAAGAGCUGGAUCCUGGGAAGUUCCGGUCAUUUUCUCUGCACAGAUGUUGAUGAGUGUCUGACGAUUGGGAUUUGCCCUAAUUAUUCCAACUGUUCUAACUCUGUGGGAAGCUACAGCUGUACCUGCCAACCUGGCUUCAUCUGGAACGGCUCCAUUUGUGAAGACAAGGAUGAAUGUGCGGAUCACACCAUUUGCCCAGAGCACUCCACCUGCUACAACACUCUUGGGAGCUAUUAUUGUUUGUGUGACUCGGGACUUGAAUUUAGUGGCGGAGGACCAAUAUUCCAGGGCCUAGAAGCAUCCUGUACAGAUGUGGAUGAGUGCUCCAGGAACUCAACUCUCUGUGGUCCUACUUUCAUUUGCAUCAACACCCUGGGAUCCUACAGCUGCUCAUGCCCACCUGGCUUCUCUCUGUCAGUGUCCCAGGUCUCCGGCCUCCCGGCAGAUGGGAACUGUACAGAUGUUGAUGAGUGUGAUGACAUGUGCCCUUCCAACUCAUCUUGUACCAACACUCUUGGGAGUUACUUCUGCACUUGUCACCCUGGCUUUGCAUCAAGCAACGGACAACUGAAUUUCUCUGACCCAGAAGUGGCAUGUGAAGAUGUUGAUGAAUGCGUCCAAGAUCCAUUACCAUGUGGACGGAAUUCUGUCUGUACCAAUGUUCCAGGAUCCUACAUCUGUGGCUGCCUUCCUGGCUUCCAACUGGACCCAGAAGGCUCCCAGACACAUGGGAACUUCAGCUGCAAAAGGAUUCCCUUUAAAUGUAAAGAAGACCUGAUACCCAACAGUGAGCAGAUACAGCAGUGCCAAUCAGGGCAAGCCAAGAAUCUUAACUACGCCUCCUUCUGCAAACUUGUGAAUGCCACCUUCAGCAUCCUGGAUGACACCUGUGAAAACAAAAGUGCCCCAGUGUCCCUACAGAGUGCUGCUUCCAGUGUCUCCCUUGUGCUGGAGCAAGCACCCGUAUGGGCUGAGCUCAGCAGGAAGGAGACAUCCGCCCUGGGUACCGUCUUGCUGGAGACUGUGGAAAGUGCCAUGUUAGCUGUCCUUCUGACACCCUCUGGGAAUGCCAGUCAGAUCAUUCAGACAGAGAACCUAGACAUUGUAAGCAAAGUAAUCACUGAAGAAUGCAACAAGGAGAAUGUGUCCUUAAACUUGAAAGCCAGAGGGGAUGAGAUGAAUGUUGACUGUUCCGUCAUUGAGGAAUCAGAAUCCACAGGGACCCCAGGAGUGGCUUUUGUGUCCUUUGCACACAUGGAAUCAGUUCUAGAUGAACGCUUCUUUGAAGGUGGCCAGGCUUUCUGGAAGCUGAAGAUGAAUUCCCGUGUUGUUGGCGGCACCGUGACCGGAGAGAGGAAGGAGGGCUUCUCCAAGCCUGUCGUCUACACCCUCCAGCACAUCCAGCCAAAGCAGAAGUCUGAGAGUCCCAUCUGUGUCUCCUGGAACACUGAUGUGGAGAAUGGGAGAUGGACAUCCUCAGGCUGCAAGAUCCUCAGUGCAUCUGAGACACACACAUCCUGCAGAUGUAACCGGAUGACAAACUUGGCCAUCAUCAUGGCUUCUGGGGAGCUCACAAUGGAGUUCUCCUUGUACAUCAUCAGCCUCGUGGGUACGGUCAUCUCCCUGGUAUGCCUCGCUUUGGCCAUGGCCACCUUCCUGCUGUGCCAUGCUGUUCAGAACCACAACACCUACAUGCACUUGCACCUUUGUGCGUGUCUCUUCUUGGCCAAGAUUCUCUUCCUCACGGGUCUAGACAAGACUGACAACCAGAUGGCCUGUGCUAUCAUUGCGGGAUUUCUACACUAUCUUUUCCUUGCCUGCUUCUUCUGGAUGCUGGUAGAGGCAGUGAUGCUCUUCCUGAUGGUGAGAAACCUGAAGGUUGUGAAUUAUUUCAGCUCACGCAACAUCAAGAUGCUGCAUCUUUGUGCCUUUGGUUAUGGACUCCCAGUUUUGGUGGUUGUAAUCUCUGCCAGUGUACAGCCAUGGGGCUAUGGGAUGCAUAAUCGCUGCUGGCUGAACACAGACACUGGGUUCAUCUGGAGUUUCCUGGGACCAGUCUGCACGAUCAUCACAGUGAUUGUCUCAGUUACGGUUACUAUUGGUGGAUUAAACACCAUGACCGAAAGCAUCUUGGGGAGGAUGGAGUUUAUUUCAUUCAGAGUUCCAUAUAAAAAUUCACCAUCAAAGGCAGUGAAGGCAAGAUCUCAGCAGGGCAAGGACCUGGAGGCAGGAGUUAAUGUCGAGACCAUGGAGAGGUUACUGACGUUCAAGGCCGUUGCCCAGAUCUUCAUCUUGGGCUGCUCCUGGGUGCUGGGCAUUUUCCAGUUUGGCCCCAUGGCAAAGGUCAUGGCAUACCUGUUCACCAUCAUCAACAGCCUGCAGGGGGCCUUCAUCUUCCUCAUUCACUGUCUGCUCAACCGCCAGGUUCGGGAUGAAUACAUGAAGCUCAUCACUAGGAAGACUGAGCCCAGCUCCUAUUCCCGGACUUCAGGGAUUUUACUGUCACCUAUGCCAUCUACUUCCAAAAUGGGUUAACAUCUUUUCUUGCUUUAAAUUGUACUAUGGAACAACAUUUUGAGGAUUGUAAGUGCGUGCAGGAACCUACUUUUUAAUCACUCUCUGGUUAUGGAAAUUUAGGGACUCAUGAGUUGGGGAGAGUUUCUUGUUAACACAAAGCAUGGACAGAUGGAGCCUAAUUCCAAGGGUUCCAUAUAUCAAGGAGAAAUACAAGUUACUUCCCUGCAGUAGUUUGAAUUCUGUACGUUACACCUGUGAAGCUCCACAAGUCUUAAGAAGAGCAUGUUCCAUUUUUUUUUUUUUUUUGUGGCACAAGUGGCUACCACAUUUCUGUCUCCUACAUCCUUUGCUGUGGGGCUCCAGGCA
This is a messenger RNA of Psammomys obesus (fat sand rat), 3270 nucleotides long. RefSeq names its product adhesion G protein-coupled receptor E1 (gene Adgre1). Gene Ontology annotation, biological process: cell surface receptor signaling pathway; adenylate cyclase-activating G protein-coupled receptor signaling pathway. Gene Ontology annotation, molecular function: calcium ion binding; G protein-coupled receptor activity. The coding region runs from base 34 to 2922 and encodes 962 amino acids. The transcript has 22 exons. The record is from RefSeq and is a predicted model, not a curated record. Gene Ontology annotation, cellular component: membrane. Lineage: Eukaryota; Metazoa; Chordata; Mammalia; Rodentia; Muridae.